Messenger RNA from Paramisgurnus dabryanus, 2714 nucleotides. Lineage: Eukaryota; Metazoa; Chordata; Actinopteri; Cypriniformes; Cobitidae. The record is from RefSeq and is a predicted model, not a curated record.
AAUCUCACGUCUGCACGGGCCGUCCGUCUUGAGGGACAUCGGAGAAAGCCUUCUUGUAGUUGCGAAUGGGGCAACGUAAACAACUUUCCCCCUAAAAGAGCAGACAAGCACGUUCUGGCACGUUCUGAUACGUGAAAGGCGUAAAUCACCUGCAACACAGCGCUAUGCUUAUUAGCGCUCCUCCGCCGUGCUCUUUUGGACAGUGAGCAGAGACAGAAAAAUGAAGCGUCUGACCGCCCCCUGGUGGAUGAGAGGGAAAAUGACGAGACUGAGCCGGCCCUUUGACACAGAGAAACGGAGGAGAGACGAGCCAGCGCAGAGCUCAGAAAGCAAAUGCACCAAUCGGCGUAAAAGGAGAACAGCGAGCAUGGGAGAAGGGCUUCCGGUACAGAUGAAAGAAGACUCAAAAGCUUACAGCACCUGGUAUUCAGGCGGUCUCUCCUCCAAGUCCCUAUGCCGACCAAUCAUUGAGCGCCGUUGAGCAAGUUGAGCUGCUCAACCAACCAAUCACUGAGCUCUGUUGAGCAGGCCGCUUCCUCAACCCACCAAUCAAAUGGCGCCGUUGCUUUGAAUAUUAAGUGCAUCACGCGAGUUACAAACGUAAAUAACACUACUAUCAUCAUUUGAUUGAGAUCGGUUACAGCAAACAAGAGAUAGAAAUCAUGGAUGUGGAGGGACACAAUUGCGUGACAAGAGUUUGUCUGUGAAGUCCAACCUGACUCGGCACAUGCAGCUUCAUUUUCCAAAGGAACAUGUGUGUGAAGUGUGUGGGAAAAGCUUCUCACUGAAACAGCAUCUGAGCAGGCACCAAAAACAACACCUGUACCCAUGCAUCCGUCUGUACAAGCAGGGAGAGGCCAAGCUGCAGUGUACGGAUGGAUCUGCAUCGUCUCAGAAGAGCAUCCUGUCCUUUGUCAAAGCUGCUGGUACUUACACCCCUCCUCUGCCCCAGUCUCCCCUUCCUUGUGCCCGUGUGCUGAGGCGUGCGCACAUAAUCAUGGAGAUGGAGAAGAUGUCUGGAGAAAUCCUCUGCAUUGAUGGCACAAAAAAGGUCCUUAAGAAGAUAUAUGGUGAUGGCCGGGGCACCAUGCAGUAUAUCACCAGUGUGCUGAACGAGUGGGGCCAGUUCUUGACCACAGUGGUGGUGGCAGCUGAGUCUGUGAGGUGCUACAGACGUAUGGCCAAAGGUCUGAUGGCCCACUUUGAACGAGCUAGGGCUCCUGCACCUGCUGUCAUAUAUGCAGAUAACAACUGUUGUCGUGCUUCGUCCUUCCUGGAGAAUCUGUUCAGGGACUGGGUGCAGAAGGGCACUGUGAUCAGACUGGACAUCCGACACUGGCAGCACCGCUGGGAUGCUGUUGUCAUCAAACAGAGCCAUGCCAACUAUGGGUUGUUUAUGAGUGCCCUUGCAGGUGCAGUGCUGGCCUACAACAAGAACGAUAUGAUGCUCCUCAACUGCCCAAUCUGAAUGCCAAGGCUAACUACAGGGCAACCGUAAUGCCAAAGGUGAAACCCCACCAACGAGUGCUGUCAGAAGAACCAAUGCCAGCAGCUCCUACUCUGUCAGAAUCCCUUCCAGCUCCAGAUCGACCUCAGGUUCAGUACCAGAGCCUAUGUCAUGCAGCUGGGAAAAGGCAUGAUCAGAAGCGGAGGAUAGAUGUGGAAGAGUUUGUGAACCGGCCCAUUCAACCUAAACCCCCUGUGGUCACGUACAUCCUAUCCAGAGCGUCAAAAGCACCUGUCCUUGUAGUGGUUCCUGCAUAGCCACAGGGAUCAUCCAUGAUGCUCUGUGGGGCAUCCAGCAGUCAAGGGGUCAUACCUUUCGCACUGCCUCCUGCGCUGACAUCCAGACCAAUCAAGCCUCAUAAAUCCACGAAGCCUUGUGGGGCCUACCAAGUACCCCAGUGUGGUGGGCAGCGUAAGAGGUACACGCCGUCCAAAGACAAGGCUGCUGAAAGUAGCCAAAAAAUAUUUACGUAUUGCCCAGCAACUAGAAAGUCCACCACUUCAGGUUUUGAAGGUGUUGUGUUCAACAGUUUCAAACACUUCAAAAGUGUAGUAGAUGAGGAACUAAAAAUGAAGAAAAAUAACAAUUAGAGAGCCAACUACAUCCCUCAAAUCACAAUAGCAGAUUUCUGGGGUAUGGUUUGUACCUGGUUCAGACCUGGAUCAGACCUAGUUUACUUCAUCCCCUUGUAUAUAUUGUACACAGUAUUGGGGAAACACUGAUUGUACUUAUAUUGUAUAUUGUUCAAUGUGUGCAUGUAUAAAUCUUAAUUAGAAUCCUGUAAAUAAUAACUUAUUAGUACCUAUUUAGCUAUUUUCUGCUAAAUUACUUAAUAAUUAAUGUAAAUUCUAUUCUGUUCACCUUGUUACCUGUGUUAUUAUUGUUGUGUUGUUUAUUUAUUUCUAUAGAUAUAAUAUAUUGUUGAACAAAUAAAAAAAGAUUGUUUCCAAACAUAUGAUUCCUCUCUCUUGUUCUCCAUUUGUCCACUUAAUAGAGGUUAAGACUGUCACAUGAAACUGUAUUGAGUAUAACAGAGGCUGAAUUACUUACCAGUAUGGUAAAGAUUAAGUAUUUUUCUAAAAUUCCAUUAAGGCCGUUUAUGUGUACAUUUUUCAUGCUCUCUAGAGGGUGAAUAGGGCAAAUAGAGUGAAUAAUAUCUCAGAUAUGAGCAAAUUACACUUUGUUCAAGUAGCCUAAUAUAGCUUUU